This is a messenger RNA of Setaria italica (foxtail millet), 2676 nucleotides long. RefSeq names its product LRR receptor kinase SERK2. Gene Ontology annotation, molecular function: receptor serine/threonine kinase binding; ATP binding; protein kinase activity. Gene Ontology annotation, biological process: protein phosphorylation. The transcript has 4 exons. The record is from RefSeq and is a predicted model, not a curated record. Lineage: Eukaryota; Viridiplantae; Streptophyta; Magnoliopsida; Poales; Poaceae. Bases 171 to 2261 code for a protein of 696 amino acids.
GCUCGGCCCUCGAACCCCUCACCCCUGCACGCGCCCACGCCCCCGUCUUGUCUCCCUCUCCCCCUCCUCUCCACGCGCACCAGCACCGAGAGCCGCGUCGACCGCGCCGGCCUCCCCCUCGCUCCCGUUCCCAGCACCGGUGCGCGCGCCCGGGGGCGCAGCGUGGCGCGAUGGCCCCCGCCCGCCUCGCCGCGCUCGCCGCCAUCGCCGCCGCCCUCUUCCUCAUCCUCGCCCUGGGCGCGGCCCCGGCGCGCGCGGCGGACGAUGGAGAGGUGCGUGCGCUGCUGGCGCUGGGGGCCGCGCUGGACCCGACGGGCCGCCUGCUCCCGUCGUGGGCGCCCGGCCGCGACCCCUGCGCGGCCCGGGGCGGGUUCGAGGGCGUCGCCUGCGACGCGCGGGGCGCCGUCGCCAACGUCUCGCUGCAGGGGAAGGGGCUCGCCGGCACGCUCCCGCCCGCCGUCGCCGGCCUCCGCGCGCUCACGGGGCUCUACCUCCACUACAACGCGCUCCGGGGCGGCAUCCCGCGGGAGCUCGCCGCGCUCGGUGCGCUCACCGACCUCUACCUCGACGUCAACAACCUCUCCGGGCCCAUUCCGCCGGAGAUCGGCGCCAUGGCGUCCCUGCAAGUGGUGCAGCUCUGCUACAACCAGCUCACCGGGAGCAUCCCCACGCAGCUCGGCAACCUCACCAGGCUCACCGUCCUGGCGCUGCAGUCCAACCGCCUCAACGGCGCCAUCCCGGCCAGCCUCGGCGACCUCCCGCUGCUCUCCCGCCUUGACCUCGGCUUCAACAACCUCUUCGGCUCCAUCCCCGUCAGGCUCGCGCGGCUGCCCCGCCUCGUCGCGCUCGACGUCAGGAACAACUCCCUCACCGGCAGCGUCCCCGCCGAAUUGGCGGCCAACUUGCAGGCCGGCUUCCAGUACGGGAACAACACCGACCUGUGCGGCGCCGGGCUGCCGGCGCUCCGCCCGUGCACCCCGGCGGACCUCAUCGACCCGGACAGGCCGCAGCCCUUCAGCGCCGGCAUCUCGCCGCAGGUCACGUCUCCCGACGGCGGCGGCCGCGGGCGCGCCCCGUCAACCAAGGCGCUCGCGGCCGUGGUCGUCGUCGCCGUGGCUCUACUCGCGGCCACGGCGGUCGGCCUGUUCGCGCUCUCGUGGCGCCGGUGGCGCGGGCAGAGGGUCGUCUCGGGGGGCUCGCCGCCCACGGCCUGCGGCGUCACCGAGGCCGCGGCGAAGGCGUCGUCAGCUCGCAAGAGCGCGUCGUCGGCGCUGGCGAGCCUCGAGUACUCAAAUGCCUGGGACCCGCUCGCCGGCGCGCGGGGCGGCGCCUCCGCGGGGCUCGGUUCCCCCUCCUCCUCCUCGCAGGACGUGUUGGCCCAGAGCCUGCGGAUCAGCACUGAGGAGGUGGAGUCCGCGACGCGCUACUUCUCGGAGCUCAACCUCCUCGGGAGGCGCGGGAGGAACAAGGCCGGCGGCCUGGCGGCCACGUACAGGGGUACGCUGCGCGACGGCACCCCCGUCGCCGUGAAGCGGCUGGGCAAGACGUGCUGCCGGCAGGAGGAGGCCGAGUUCCUCCGGGGCCUCAAGCUGCUCGCCGAGCUCCGGCACGACAACGUGGUGGCGCUGCGGGGGUUCUGCUGCUCCAGGGCGCGCGGGGAGUGCUUCCUCGUCUACGACUUCGUGCCCAACGGCUGCCUGUCGCAGUUCCUCGACGUCGACGCCGAUGACACCGCCGGCGGCCGUGUCCUCGAGUGGUCCACGAGGAUCUCCAUCAUCAAGGGCAUCGCCAGAGGGAUUGAGUAUCUGCACAGCACGAGACCGGGCAAGCCCGCGCUCGUCCACCAGAGCAUCUCGGCGGACAAGGUCCUUCUGGACUACACCUACCGGCCGCUCAUCUCCGGGUGCGGCCUGCACAAGCUCCUCGUCGACGACCUCGUCUUCUCCACGCUCAAGGCCAGCGCCGCCAUGGGGUACCUAGCGCCGGAGUACACCACCGUGGGCCGGCUCUCGGAGAAGAGCGACGUCUACGCGUUCGGGGUCAUCGUGCUCCAGGUGCUCACGGGCAGGAGGAAGGUGGCGACGGCGACGGCAAUGCAGCUGCCCGGCGACGUCGGGGAGCUCGUCGACGGCAACCUGCACGGGAGCUACUCGGCGGCUGAGGCCGCCAGGCUGGCCAAGAUCGCAUUGGCCUGCACCAGCGAGGACCCGGACCAGAGGCCGACGAUGGAGGAGCUACUCCAAGAACUGGGCACCAUCUGAUGGAUUUCUGUUCCAAUGCACUGUAACUGUUCAUGCAAGAGUCACAUGCCUGACAGUGUGCCAAAUAUGGGCCUUUGUAACCUAGCUACUUGUCUAGGAUCACUAGUCAGUAAUCACUGAUCUUAGAAAGCGUUGUCCGAGCUAGGCACUAAUCAGUAAUCGCUGAUCUUAGGAAGCACAUGCCUAGGAUCAUGAGAUCUUGUAUGCUAAUGAUGUGUCAUUAUAUCACCACCGAUCAAAAAACCAAGCAUCUGUUUGGUUUUGGGAUCACGUGGAAUGGGUUGGGUUCAUCCCACUUUUGUGGGUUGGGUUUAACUCAUCUCGUGUUUGGAUGAGAGGGAUGGGUCUGUUCCAGUUUUUUAUUUAACUGGAGGGGUUGAGAAGGUUGGAAUGAAUGCCAUUUUUAACACUGUUA